This is a messenger RNA of Striga hermonthica, 669 nucleotides long. NCBI's taxonomy places the organism in Eukaryota, Viridiplantae, Streptophyta, Magnoliopsida, Lamiales, Orobanchaceae. The record is from the annotation of a GenBank genome assembly.
AUGGAUGAUGCUGACCGGAAUAAGCUCUUUGUUGGGGGCAUUUCGUGGGAGACGACGGAGGAUGUUCUGAACGAGCAUUUCUACAAAUACGGCGUCGUUUCGGGCUCUGUGAUUGCUAAGGAUCGGGUUUCGGGCCAGCCCAGGGGUUUCGCCUUUGUGACCUUCUCUGAUUCGUCGGCCGUUGAUCGGGCGCUUCAGGACUCCCAUCAGAUUCUUAGCAGAACGGUGGAAGUGAAAAGGGCAAUUCCCAGGAGUGAACAACAGAGUCAACUGCAGUAUGGUAAGGGAUUGAGUAGAAACUUUGGUGGCACUAAUAACGGGUGGUUUCUAAGUGCAUAUUUUCUUGGGGGGUAUGGAGAAGAAGGCCGGGGAAAGAACGGUCUGUGGAAGGCUGUUCUUGCUGCUGCUAAGUCCUGGUCAUUGGGUAUUCCGUUGGGAUUAAUCAUAAGGGCAGUGACAAUUGGACACGCACCACCAACCAAUUUUAUACUGGUUACCAUGGGGAGCACUGCAGUCUUACUCGUCGGGUGGAGAACAUUAUUGUUCAGCAUUUUCCCCACCGACAAGGCCAAGAAGAAUGACGUAUACAAGCGUGGGAGCCCUUUUGAGCUGUUUGAGGUAUGUGCAUAUUGUAUCUCCCGAUCAAAUUUGCAAUUUUAUUUCCGUUAG